Messenger RNA from Salvia miltiorrhiza (redroot sage), 1979 nucleotides. RefSeq names its product tetrahydroberberine oxidase-like. The transcript has a single exon. Bases 117 to 1730 code for a protein of 537 amino acids. Gene Ontology annotation, molecular function: oxidoreductase activity; FAD binding. The record is from RefSeq and is a predicted model, not a curated record. NCBI's taxonomy places the organism in Eukaryota, Viridiplantae, Streptophyta, Magnoliopsida, Lamiales, Lamiaceae.
UCCACGAACAAUACUUCAAAUCUGACGUUUCGAAUUCAAACAUUCGCAUACUUUUCCUAUAAGUAGAUUAAUGAUGGAGUCUCAUUUAAACACAAAAUCAUCGUCAUCAUUCAAUCAUGAAGAGUCCUAACAUUUCCACACUCUCAUUCAUUCUUGUUCUUCUUCUCAUCUCUUUGUCCUCUCCCGCAGCUUCUGCUGCCUAUAAGCACCGAGAUUUUCUUGAAUGUCUAACCCAACAAUUCAAGAACUAUUCUUCGAUUUCAAGCAACGUUUACACCCCCACAAACACAUCAUACUCUUCCGUUCUUCGAUUUUCCAUCCAAAGUUUAAGAUUCACCUCAGAUUCUACUCCAAAACCGCUCGUAAUUUUACAACCAGAGUACGAAUCACAAAUCCCACCCAUCAUCUGCUGCGCCAAAUCGAGUGGCUUGCAGAUCAGAACUCGAAGCGGCGGCCAUGACUACGAGGGACUAUCUUACGUCGCGCAAGUCCCGUUCGUCAUCCUUGAUUUGAUCAAUCUCAGUGAAAUCAAAGUUGAUGCCGCGGAGAAAACCGCAUGGGUUGGAUCCGGUUCAACAACCGGUUCUGUGUAUUACAGAGUCGCAGAGAAAAGCCCGGUUUUAGGGUUUCCGGCCGGUUCUUGCACGACAAUUGGUAUAGGUGGGCAUUUCAGCGGAGGCGGCUACGGAACGUUGAUGCGAAAAUAUGGCCUGGCUGCAGACCAGGUGAUCGAUGCAAGAAUAGUCGACGUUAACGGCAGAAUUCUCGACAGAGAAUCAAUGGGCGAAGAGCUGUUCUGGGCGAUCAGAGGCGGCGGAGGCGCCAGCUUCGGCGUGAUCCUUGCAUGGAAGGUGCAAUUGGUGGAUGUUCCAGAAAAAGUCACUGUUUUCAGCAUUGGCCGAACUCUGGAGCAAAAUGCUACUCAAUUAGUUGAGAAAUGGCAAUCCAUCGCCCCCAAACUCGACCACGAUUUGUUUGUGAAUGUCAUCCUAGUCCCGGAAAAUCUGAGUCCCGCCCAACAAGGAAGGAACAAGACGAUUCGUGCUAUAUUCAAUUCACUUUUCCUCGGCGGGAUCGACAGAUUGCUGCCGUUGAUGCAAGAGAGCUUCCCUGAGUUAGGGUUAGUGAGAGAAGACUGCACCGAGAUGAGCUGGAUUCAAUCCAUCUUAAACUUCGCCGGCUUCCCCAUAGAUUCACCUGAAAUGCUGUUGAACAGAACUCAACCCGCAGUGAGAUACUUCAAAGCCAAAUCCGAUUAUGUGCAGAAACCGAUUCCUGCAUCCGGGCUUCAAGGCGUGUGGAGGCUGAUGUAUGAGCCGGAAGCCGACCAGUCUUUGCUCAUCUUCAGCCCUUACGGUGGAAGAAUGGACGAAAUCCCUGCUUCCGCCACUCCAUUUCCUCACAGGGCAGGAAACCUUUACAAAAUCCAGCAUUUGGUGUAUUGGGAUGAAAGCGAGAAUCAAGAUUCGGACAGCUACAUAAGUUGGAUGAGAAGGCUCUACAGGUACUUGGCUCCUUAUGUGUCGAGCUCGCCCAGAGCUGCAUACCUCAAUUACAGAGAUCUCGACAUUGGAGUCAAUAACCCUUAUGGAAAAACAAUUUAUGCACGAGCGAGCAUUUGGGGCAAGAAAUAUUUCAAGAAUAACUUUGAUCGCCUUGUUCGUGUGAAAACUAUGGUUGACCCACACAAUUUCUUCAAGAAUGAACAAAGCAUUCCGCCAUUGCGCUGAAAAUCAAGACAAAUGCUUGAGGAUUGAUUGUUAUAUAUCUUUGCUUUAAUUAUGUAUUGAUAACCGUUUGAUGUUAGUAUUUUGUAAGAAUGAAGAUUUGUAAGGUUCCUGUAAUGUUGUAGUGAUAUUAUUGAUUCGUAAGAGUAAUAUCUGUUUGAAUGCGGUAGCAUAUAUGUUCUUCCUUCUUGAAACUAGAUUUAAAAAAGAAACAAUAGGGCCGGAUGGCCCUAUUAAUGAUUGAAACUUAAA